This is a messenger RNA of Rhododendron vialii, 1209 nucleotides long. RefSeq lists its product as uncharacterized. The record is from RefSeq and is a predicted model, not a curated record. Gene Ontology annotation, biological process: protein stabilization; protein folding; protein import into mitochondrial matrix. Lineage: Eukaryota; Viridiplantae; Streptophyta; Magnoliopsida; Ericales; Ericaceae. The transcript is spliced from 3 exons. Gene Ontology annotation, molecular function: protein-folding chaperone binding; zinc ion binding. Gene Ontology annotation, cellular component: mitochondrion. Bases 211 to 858 code for a protein of 215 amino acids.
UACGGAAAGGGGACUUUGAACCAAAUUUGUUCUCUCUCUUAGUUGUUCGCUUUAUGUUGCUAUAGCAAGGUGUUACAGUAGAGUCUAUUUGAUCUGAAGAUCCUUAGAAGACGUGCUCAUCCCCAAGGUGGAAAACCUUGGUCUACACGGACGGAUGUUGUAGACAAUCCAAAUGGGUCAAAAUUGCAAAUUUGGGAACCAAAAUCUUGAAUGGCGACUCGGCAGGUCCACAGGCGAUUACUCUCACUCUUCGCCACUUCAAAGCCCCAAACCUCCUCUAUUCCAAACGAACCCUUGUGGAAGUUUCUUCCAUCUGCAAAAUCUUUCUUUACCGUAGAUAGAUUAUGCAAAAGAAGAAUUCAGACUCUGAAUGAAUCGAGUGAACAAGCUGACAAAGAUGAGGAAAGCCAUAAAGCUUCUAGUUUGAGGUCAGAUUCUGACUCAUCAAAACCUCUCUCCAAUCCAACCGAUAAUGACCAGUGGGAUUCCAACUCACCAAAAGCUCUCUCCAACCAAAUCAAUAAUGACAAUUCUGCUGUGAAAUUUAGUGCCACCUCCAAAUUGAAGGUAUCCUCUCGUCACGAUCUUGCGAUGGUCUUUACUUGCAAGGUCUGUGAGACAAGAUCAAUCAAGACUAUGUGUCGUGAAUCGUAUGAGAAAGGUGUGGUGGUGGCUCGGUGUGGUGGUUGCAACAAUCUACACCUGAUUGCAGAUCAUCUGGGGAUGUUUGGACUACCGGGGAGCAUUGAGGACGUCCUGGCUGCUCGUGGGGAGGAAGUGAGAAGAGGUUCUGUUGACACCCUGAAUAUAACACUGGAAGAUUUGGCGGGGAAGGAAUUUGCCAUAAAAGAUGGAUAGAAUAGAAUGUGUAAUGGAUGCUCUGCUGUAACUGUCUCGAACAGUUCCAAAAUGUGGGGGGAGAUGUGGGCCGCUAAUGUGGGACUACUAGGGUGGGACCGACGACCUCUCUUGACAUGUUUUUGGGUAUCCAGAUUUCAGACAAUUGCUGGAGGGGAACCAAAAACCUUACGCAAUUCGAUUUAAGGCUGUGUGUGAUAUGGAAUCACUCUGUUUGUUUGCUGUAUCUUCUUCUGUAAUAAGUGGACUUCUUGUGCUCUUGUUUUCUCAUUUUGUACUGGUUUCUUCUGUAAAUACAAAACUUAUUUUGCUCUUCAUAAAAAAUUAGUGAAAACACUUUGUGCUUGGGAA